Molecule: messenger RNA, 369 nt
Organism: Centruroides sculpturatus (bark scorpion)
Lineage: Eukaryota; Metazoa; Arthropoda; Arachnida; Scorpiones; Buthidae
Product: beta-toxin Cn5-like
Exons: 2
Coding region: 1-369 (122 amino acids)
Biological process (GO): defense response
Cellular component (GO): extracellular region
Molecular function (GO): sodium channel inhibitor activity
Source: RefSeq, a predicted model, not a curated record
AUGAACUUGUUGUUGAUGAUCACUGCUUGUUUGGUCCUGAUCGGUACAGUGUGGGCAAAGAAAGGUUAUCUGGUGGACAGGGAGACGGGCUGCAAAUACGAUUGUUUGAUAUCGGGACCAAGUCGUUACUGCGAAAGCGAAUGCAAAUCGAAGAACCACGGAGGUGGUUGCGGCUAUUGUAGGCAAAACUAUUGUAUUAAAGGCUAUUGUUUUGCAUGCUGGUGCGCAGGUUUGCCCGAAAGUACACCGACUUGGCCCCUUCCUAAUAAAUCAUGCAGCACAAAAUAUCUUCCUGAAUAUAGAGAAGAUAAAAAAAUAGAAAAAACGUCUUUUACUCUUUAUCAACUGAUAUAUUGUGAAAAUUAUUAA